AUGUGUAAACAUUGCGCGAAUAAUGGCCCCCUGAUGAUAGUCGGCGAACCCCUCUCUACCUACCUCGAAGCCGACGCCGCCAACAAGUCAUGGACCCUCAAGUUCUGUGAGGACCUUGAAGCGAAGCUGAUGAUUAUUCUCUCUCGACGCCUGAGAAGCGACACCAUGAAGUACCACGAUCCCAACAAAGUUCCCGCCGAGGUGAUGGGCGAGAUGUUGGUCAAGGACAUUGGCUUGAACUUUGACUACAAAGAGGAAAUUCGCCCACUUGUCAUUCGUGGCCUAUUAGCUCAAGCCAAGGGGACUCUUUCGGAUGUGAUGGCAUGGGACGUUAUUUUCAAAGUUGAAAAUGGCAAAGAUGAGAACCUCUUUCAGUGGAAAGUUGGUUUCAUCUUCAACAACAUGACGAGUGUCGAAAACGCCAAGAAGUACAUCGCGGACAAGCGCCACGAGGAGAAUGUCAUUUAUCAGUACCGACUGAGGGCGGCGAUGGCGGCCGGACAUCCUACCACCACCACUACCUAUCUCCGUCCGACGCAGCACCAUGUCGAACCUCUUGUUGCAGCGGCUCCGUCCCAGCCAGGGACUGUGUCACAGCCAGCGACGGCGCCCCAGCCUACGACUACCACUCAGCCGGCACCCGUACCCCAGCCAUUGACUGUUGAUACUCAGCGAGCCCAGGGCUUUGUGGAAGGUCUAGAUAGCAUCUCUACCUCUUAUUCAAGCCUCAACCUCGGGUCUGCUACCAACCCCAUCACCCUGGACACAGACGAAGAUGGAGUCUCGUCGCGAUACACCCACGCUCACGCACCUCGCGUUUCUUCACCUCUGGCUUGUGUCUCUCCAUACACUGCUGCUGACCUAGUCGCACAACGGUCGGCUGUUCCUCGUACACGACCCGAGACUGGCUUCCAUCAGCAGAUUGCCAACGUCAACGCACCUGGUAACCAUCAGCCUGACCCGUCCGUGGCCAAGCCGCCCAAGCGUCGGCCUUCUGCUCGUUCUACCAGGACCGUUCAGCCACCUUCCCGCCGUCGAGGUCGUCGAGCCAAUGCCGGCUAA
Fusarium vanettenii 77-13-4 is the source of this 1062-nucleotide messenger RNA. RefSeq lists its product as uncharacterized. The transcript has 3 exons. NCBI's taxonomy places the organism in Eukaryota, Fungi, Ascomycota, Sordariomycetes, Hypocreales, Nectriaceae. The record is from RefSeq and is a predicted model, not a curated record. Bases 1 to 1062 code for a protein of 353 amino acids.